Poecile atricapillus (Black-capped chickadee) is the source of this 3096-nucleotide messenger RNA. RefSeq names its product netrin receptor DCC-like. Gene Ontology annotation, molecular function: protein binding. Gene Ontology annotation, biological process: cell-cell adhesion. NCBI's taxonomy places the organism in Eukaryota, Metazoa, Chordata, Aves, Passeriformes, Paridae. The record is from RefSeq and is a predicted model, not a curated record.
UUGGAAUUUCUCCCGGAUUUCAACCUUUGGAUCCGAGCAUGGAGCGGUGAUGAAUUCCCGGAUUUUCCAGGAGAGGAAGAGGAAGAAAAAAUUCCAGCCUCCAAAUCCCAGGAAUUUCUUGCCAGUUUUUCCUUGGAUGUUCGACGUCGGAGCAGAGAAUUCCAAGCGGGAAAAAAACCGGGAAUUAUGGAUCCAAUUCCAUGGAUUUGGCUCCUGGUCUCGUUCCCGUUGGCCAAUUCCCAUCCCAAAAUUCCCGGUCCUCGGCCUCGAGCGUUCAGCUCGCUGAGAUUCCUCCGGGAGCCGUCGGACGUGGUGGUGGCGCGAGGCGGCGACGUCCUGCUGGAAUGCGCGGCCGCCAGCGACUCCGGGAAAACGGCGAAAAUCCGAUGGGAAAAAGACGGGGAAUUGUUGGAUUUGGAUGAGGAUGAGAGGAGGCAGCAGCUUCCCAAUGGAUCCCUUUGGAUCCGGAAUGUUCUGCACUCGCGGCAUCAUAAACCGGAUGAGGGCGUUUAUCGGUGUCGCGCGCAGCUGGAAGGGAUCGGAGCGGCCGCCAGCAGAGAGGCCAAAGUGGCCGUGGAGGGUCCUCUCCGUUUCCUUUCCCAACCCGAAUCCGUGACCGUUUUUCCGGGCGAUUCCGUCCUCCUCAAAUGCGAAUUUCAAGGGGAUCCCAUUCCCAAAAUCCGUUGGCAACGGAAUCAGGAAGAUUUUCCCAUCGGGAAUUCCGAUGGAAUCGGGAAUUUUGAAUCCAGGAUCGCUCUCUUACCUUCUGGAACUCUCCAAAUAUCCCGGAUUCGUUUGGGAGAUUCUGGGAAUUAUCGGUGCUUGGUGAGGAAUUCUGGGAAUUCCAGGCUCGGGAAUGAGGUGGAGCUGAGGGUGUUGCAAGAUCCCGGAAUUCCGAGGCCGCCGCUUUUCCUGCGGCGUCCGGCCGACGUCGUCGCCAGGGAAGGUUCGGAUGCGAUUCUGGAAUGUUCCGCCUCGGGAAUUCCGGAGCCGACUUUCACCUGGAUCCGGGGGGAUGACGUCAUUCCAAACAGCUCCAAGAAAUAUUCCCGCCUGGCUUUCAGCAACCUUCGGAUUUCCAACGUCACUUCCCGGGAUUCGGGAAUUUACACCUGCCUGGUGAAUUUCGGCAACGGCGUCGGCAACGAGAGCGCCUCGGCUGAGCUCUCCGUGCUGGUUCCUCCUUUUUUUUUGCGGCGUCCUUCCGAUGUUUCUGCUCGGGAAAAUUGGGAUGUGGAGUUGGAAUGCGGCGUCUCCGGGAAUCCGAUGCCGACGGUGGAAUGGUUGAAGAACGGGGAAGUCGUAAUUCCGGGAGAUUAUUUUCAGAUUGUGGGAGGCAGCAAUUUAAGGAUCCUGGGAUUGGUGAAGUCGGAUGAGGGAUUUUAUCAAUGCCUGGCCCGGAACGAAGCCGGGAAUUCCCAAUCCAUCGCUCAACUCAUCAUCCUGGAGCCAGAGCCGCCCGACCCCUCCCUGCUGCCCUCAGCGCCUCAGGAGCUGCUGGCCCUGCUCGUCUCCAGCCGCUCCGUCCGUCUGUCCUGGCGCCCCCCAGCUCAACCCCGCGGCGACAUCCGCGCCUACACCGUGCUCUACUCCCGGGAAGGAGCCCGAAGGGAAAGAGCUUUGAACACUUCCCAACCUGGAAUUUCCAUCGGGAAUUUGGAGCCAGAAAAAUCCUACAAAUUCCGAGUUGUGGCUUCCAACGAUUUCGGAGCCGGAAAAUCUUCGGAAUUCCUGCGGAUUUCCACCCGUCCUGAACUCCAAACCCCCGGUCCUGUGGAAAAUUUCCGAGCAUUCCCGGUUUCUCCCACGGCCAUCCAGGUUUUUUGGGAUCCUCCGGCUUUUUCCGACGCUCCCAUCCAGGGAUUCCGGCUCUUCUGGAAGGAAACGGCCUCGACUUCAACCGAGCAGAGUGUGACAGUGGAGGGCCGCUCGUACCGCCUGGAAGGGCUGAGGAAAUUCACGGAAUAUCGGAUCCGGCUGGUGGCGUUCAACCGGCACGGGGACGGAAGCGGCGGAGCCGAGGAGACCUUGACAACACUCUCCGAUGUUCCCAGCGCUGCUCCUCGCAAUGUUUCCUUGGAAGUGGUGAAUUCCAGGAGCAUCAAGGUGAGCUGGUUGCCUCCUCCUCCUGGAACUCAGAACGGAUUCCUGACCGGGUACAAAAUCCGCCAUCGGAAAACUUCGCGAGGAGAGACGGAAACGUUGGAACCCAACAACCUCUGGUACCUCGUCACAGGUUUGGAAAAGGGAAGCCAUUACAGUUUCCAGGUUGCUGCCAUGACUGUGAACGGAACGGGGCCGCCUUCGGAAUGGAUCGGAGCCGAAACGCCUCACAACGAUUUGGACGGCGGCUACAACCGGGAACAACCGGCAAGAACCGGCUACAACCGGGAACAACCGGCAAGAACCGGCUACAACCGGGAACAACCGGGAACAACCAGCUACAACCGGCUACAACUGGCGAAAACUGCAACAACUGGGAAUAACUGGGAACAACCGGCAACAAGCGGCAAGAACCAGCGACAACCGGGAACAACCGGAAACAACCGAAAACGACUGUCAACAACCGGGCACAACCGACAACAACCAAGAACUGACAAGAACCAGCGACAAGCAGUAACAACCGGCUACAACCGGCAACAACAGACAACGACCGAUGACAACCGGGAACAACCAGUAACAACCGGCGACAACUGGCAACAACCGGCAACAAUCAAGAACAACCGGCAACAGCUGGCAACAACCGGACCAACCAACAACAAGCGGCAACAACCGGCGACAACCGAUAACAACCGGGAACAACCGGCGACUACCGGCAACAACCGGGAACAACUGGCAACAACCAGCGACAACCGACAGCAACCAACAACAACCGGUGACAACCGGCAACGAGCGGCUACAACCGGCGACAACCGGCAACAACCGGUGAUAACCGGCGACAACCGGCAACAACCGGCGAUAACUGGUGACAACCGGCAAGAACCGGCAACAACCAGCAAGAACCGGCUACAACCGGCAAGAACCGGCAACAACCAACAACAACUGACAACAACCAACCACAACCGGCGACAACCGGCCACAACCGAUGAGAAAUGA